CUACAGAUCUCCACCAGCCUUCUAAAGCAUGUGACAAAUGGCAUCAAUUCACAAUACUUCUUUCAGCAGAAAAGAAUGAAGUUUAAGGAAACAGGAAUAAAAACUCAGAGCAGCACAGUGGGAAAUGUUUCUAUUUCACUCCCACAGAAUGCAAGAAUAAUUCUGUGAAACUUCAGUAAACGCUUUUUAAAACAAUUCUGGUUUGUGAAAACAUUCCUAACUAAAAUAGUGUUUAUCUGAUGAUGAGUAAGUGAAAAGAGCUGAAAUAAGAAUAUAAACAUUUGAGAGUGAUUGGAAAGGGAGAAAUAGCGCAGGUCUUAAAGAGACUUGCUAUCUGACUGUACUUGGCAUUUUGGCCAUGAUAGGGCCAUCCCAACAGUGUGUUUACAAGGGUGCAGGCAAUUUCCCACCAGCAAUUUCCCAUUUUUUUAAAUAUGAAGAAGCAGUCAUCACCCUCCUCUGCUCAUCAUCUGACUCAGGCUGUACCGAUGGAGCCCUUCUCAGCAUCAACCAACAGCUUCACCGUGGACCUUUACAGAAAGCUGGAUGAAACAUCCAAAGGACAAAACAUUUUCUUUGCUCCUUGGAGUAUUGCAACUGCUCUCGCUAUGGUCCAUCUAGGUGCAAAAGGUGACACGGCAAUGCAGAUAGCAAAGGUUCUUCAUUUUAACCAGACUGCAAGAGAAGAAAGCCCUUCUGAGAGGACAGCUCCUUCUCUGGGGAGACCAAAGAAAAGAGACAUGGGUGCUGAGUAUGAGGAAACUGAAAACAUCCACUCUGGCUUCAAAGAAUUCCUUUCUGCCAUCAACAGACCUAGAAACACUUACUUACUGAAAAGCAUUAACCAACUGUUUGAGGACAAGACCUACCCAUUACUGCCUAAAUUUUUAGAACUCAUCACAAAAUACUACCAAGCAAAGCCACAAGCUGUGAACUUUAAGACAGAUGUGGAACAAGCCAGAGCACAGAUCAAUUCCUGGAUUGAAAACGAAACUGAGAGGAAGAUCCAGAAUCUGCUACCUGCAGGAUCUCUUGAUUCUCAUACUAUAUUGGUCUUAGUAAAUGCUAUUUACUUCAAAGGAAACUGGGAAAAGAGAUUUCUGAAAAAAGACACAUCUGAGAUGCCCUUCAGAUUAAGCAAGACCAAGACUAAACCAGUACAGAUGAUGUUUCUGAGAGAUACAUUUUUGAUACUCCAUGAACAAACAAUGAAAUUCAAAAUUAUUGAGCUGCCGUAUGUGGAAAAUGAAUUCAGCAUGUUCAUACUCCUACCAGAUGACAUCAGUGAUAACACUACUGGGCUGGAGCAGGUAGAAAGAGAGCUAACCCAUGAAAAAUUAGCUGAAUGGUCAAACUCAGCCAUGAUGAUGAAAGUCAAAGUUGAACUCUACCUGCCCAAGUUGAAGAUGGAAGAAAAUUAUGAUCUUACGUCCACUUUGAGCAACAUGGGGAUCCAAAAUGCUUUUGACCCUGUUCUGGCUGAUUUCACAAGGAUGUCAGCUAAGAAGGAUCUCUUCAUAUCAAAAGUUAUUCACAAAGCUUUUGUUGAGGUCAGUGAAGAAGGUACUGAGGCAGCAGCUGCCACAGGUGUCCUGGUGAUGAGGUCAAGAACACCUAGAGUAACUUUUAAAGCCAACCACCCUUUUCUCUUCUUCAUCAGACACAACAAAUCCAAAACCAUCCUCUUCUUUGGCAGACUCUGCUCACCUUAG
Molecule: messenger RNA, 1712 nt
Organism: Lagopus muta (rock ptarmigan)
Lineage: Eukaryota; Metazoa; Chordata; Aves; Galliformes; Phasianidae
Product: heterochromatin-associated protein MENT-like
Exons: 7
Coding region: 435-1712 (425 amino acids)
Biological process (GO): negative regulation of endopeptidase activity
Molecular function (GO): serine-type endopeptidase inhibitor activity
Source: RefSeq, a predicted model, not a curated record